AUGUCUGCACCGAGUACUACGGGUAUGUCUCCGGCACCCACUCCUCCACCUGAAGUGCCAACAUCACUUGCUGAAUGGAGAUUUAAACCUAUUCCGCGGGCCGAAUGCAUUGAAGCAUAUCGCCCGGGAGGCUAUCAUCCAGUCCAUUUUGGUGACCUUUUUCACAAUGGCCGAUAUAAAAUCAUUAAUAAAUUAGGCUACGGCCAGUAUUCUACUGUCUGGCUCGCACAAGACGUUCCGUCCUCGGAAUUUGUUGCAUUGAAGAUAAAGACGGCCAAAGACUCCGUAGAAGACCAAGAAGUUGUGGUGCUAAAUCAUUUAAAUGAUUCAAGAGCGUCAACAGCAGGCUCGGAGCAUGUGAUUCGUCUUAAAGAUAGCUUCUAUCAUCAAGGUCCGAACGGGAACCACCUUUGUCUUGUAUUCGAAUUACUUGGAUUUAGUGGAAGGUUGACCAAGUUCCCAAUGCCGGUGGCAAAAAGAAUUUUAAAGGAAAUUCUUCUUGGCCUUAAUUUUCUCCAUCAAAAUGGCGUCGUUCACGGCGAUCUACAUCCCGGAAAUUUCCUUUCUUCGGUCAAAGGUCUAAAUAGUCUUGAAACCCGAAAUUUUAUGGCUAGAAUACGAGAAGCUACGGUGGAGGUCAAGAGAAUUGACGAGAAGUUGGAUAGGUGGGCACCGAAAUAUCUGGCCAUGCCACAACCUCUUGUGGAAACCAACCAACGGCUUGUUUCCCCUAUAAAGAUAUCGGAUUUGGGUGCAUCAAUUCUUACUUCCGAAGCACCCACCGCCAGGACACCAGUUAUAGCUAUUGGUCUUCGAUCUCCCGAAUUAAUUCUAAAUUCUCAUCCGUUCGAUACUUAUAUUGAUAUCUGGAGUUUCGGUUGUUUGAUGUUUGAAAUGCUGAUCGGAGAGAAAUUGUUUGCACUGAUGCCAUUGAUGCCUAGCUGUAAUAUCGACAAUCGAAACGACGAUAACCUACUCCAGAUGGAUAUGAUUUUAGGGCCACUACCAGAAAACAUACAUGCCAGAUGGGCUCGAUCAGGGAAUUAUUGCCGACCCGGUUCAAGGGAGCACUAUAACUCAAUGAUCGGGGGUCCUGAAGGUAUUCCGAGCCCUGUUCCGAAUAUGGAGGAGACGGUUCGUCAAGCUCUACCUGAAGAGGCCGAAGUCAUCUUUUCUCUGUUACGCGAAAUCCUGAACUACGACCCAUUGAAACGACCUUCAGCCUUGGAAAUUUUAAAAAAUAGUUUCUGGGACGGGCCCGGGUAG
Messenger RNA from Orbilia oligospora ATCC 24927, 1266 nucleotides. RefSeq lists its product as uncharacterized. The record is from RefSeq and is a predicted model, not a curated record. Gene Ontology annotation, molecular function: protein kinase activity; ATP binding. The transcript is spliced from 4 exons. The coding region runs from base 1 to 1266 and encodes 421 amino acids. Gene Ontology annotation, biological process: spliceosomal complex assembly; protein phosphorylation; regulation of mRNA processing. Lineage: Eukaryota; Fungi; Ascomycota; Orbiliomycetes; Orbiliales; Orbiliaceae.